Messenger RNA from Cladophialophora carrionii CBS 160.54, 537 nucleotides. RefSeq lists its product as uncharacterized. The transcript has a single exon. The record is from RefSeq and is a predicted model, not a curated record. NCBI's taxonomy places the organism in Eukaryota, Fungi, Ascomycota, Eurotiomycetes, Chaetothyriales, Herpotrichiellaceae. The coding region runs from base 1 to 537 and encodes 178 amino acids.
AUGGCAUUUAACGCAAAGAAUCUACAGUACAACAAGCAAGAACCCGCAUUCCUCCGCAAACUGAAAGGGGAGUUUGGUGGCCUUGAUGGAAGACAUAACGUCCAGAUCGCUCGACCCAAAAAAGACAGGCUGAAGACCGGUGACGACGAUGAAGACGAGCCAGUGAUCGUUGACGAGCAAGGCGAAAGGAUUGAAAAGGCCGAGUUUGAGCGGCGGGUCAAAGGCGAAGACGAGAGCGAUAAGCCAGCCGUGACGGAGAAUGCACAAGGCUCAGAGCUGGGGGCCCAAGAAGGCACAAAGCAGUCUGAGCGGCAGAGAGUCACCGAAAUUGGCUCGUCGACGGCAGCAAAGAAGAGAAAGAUUGGAAAAUUUGUUGGCGGAGAGGGCGAGAACCAACGAAGCGAAAGCGAUGGAGACGAUAAGCAGAAACGCUUGGACAGAGGGCGAACCGAUGAAGUCCAUCCAGCCCCGAAAUCUGCCACCGCGCCAAAGAAGAAAGGGAAGAAGAUUAAAUUGUCCUUUGACGAGCCUGAAUGA